Molecule: messenger RNA, 2340 nt
Organism: Spinacia oleracea (spinach)
Lineage: Eukaryota; Viridiplantae; Streptophyta; Magnoliopsida; Caryophyllales; Amaranthaceae
Exons: 2
Coding region: 1-2340 (779 amino acids)
Molecular function (GO): catalytic activity
Source: RefSeq, a predicted model, not a curated record
AUGCAGGAAGCCAUUGAUGCCUACCACGCUGCUAUUAACUACACCCCCUCUCUCCCAGCGCAAACCCAGUUGGUUUCUCCAAAGAUCUUGGAGACUGUGGAAGGUGUGCAAGACAGUGGAGUUCUUAGAGGCUCUGCUUUGGAAAAGGUUAAAGAGAUGAUGAGGAGUGUGAAUGCUGUGCUUGGAUUGAAGAAUGAGCACAUUGAUGCUACUCAGCAAAGGACCAGUUCUUCAAAGGAGCAGUGUGAGAGUGGUCCACUUUCAUCCACACCUUGGGUGAGUCUCUUUAAAGGUGCUCAACUCACUAGUAAAGGUAAUGCACUCUCUUUCAUUCCUCCCACAAUUUCAGAUGGUUGUCCUGUUGCUGGGCUUGAUAGCUUAGACAUUAAGUGUAUGGCUGCUAAGUGGGAUGCAGCUCUUAUUUUGUAUGUUGUAGGAGAGAAACCUUCCAUUGGGGCUGUCAUUAGGUAUAUUGCAAAUGAGUGGAAAAAUCUUAGUAAGCCUUCUGUGUUUCUGCAUGAUGAGGGGUACUUUGUGAUUAAAUUUGCUGCUAAGAAAGAUAGGGAUUCAGUGUUGCUCUCUGGACCCCAUUCCUUCUUUGGUAGACCUAUGAUUACCAAACCUUGGAAUGCUAAUUUUGACUUCCAGGAGGAGAUUCUGAGGGUUAUCCCUGUGUGGGUGAGGCUUCCAAAUCUCCCUUUGAGCUGCUGGGGUACUGACUCCCUUAGCAGGAUUGGAAGUUUGAUAGGAGUGCCACUCUUUGCUGAUGAGUGCACCUCUAAGCAGUUAAGGAUCUCAUUUUCUAGGAUGUUGAUUGAAGUGGACAUCACAAAGGAGUUGCCAAAAACUGUGCAGAUUCAGAAUAGUGAAGGCGUGGCUAUUAGGCAAAAGGUAGAAUAUGAUUGGCUUCCCCCCUUCUGCAAAUCCUGUAAGGUCAUGGGCCAUGAUUGUAGCAUUAAAAAGAGUAAUACCACUAGAUUUCAGCCUGCAGUGUUUGUUAAGCACACUCAAAAGAUCCAGAAAGUUUGGAGGCCUAAAGAACCAAUGGUUAAUGUUGUUCCUGUAAUUGUGGAGGAUGAGACUUGUGCUGAAACUGUGAAGGAGGUGGCUUCUACUGUUGUUGAGAACACUCCUGCUGCUAUUGCUCAACCUAGUGAUGAUGGGUGGAGGGUAGUAUCUAGGAGAAGAAGGGAGACUAGAUCUCAUAUAUCUGCUCUUGGUUUGGCUCAAGUUCAUACUUCUGUGGUGAGUUCUUCUGAGGAUGAUGAUGGAGGUGGGGGGGUAGGUGGGGGUGAAGGUACUGUGGAGUUCCCCCCCAUGAUAAUAUGCUCAUGGAAUGUGAGGGGGCUUAAUGCUCCUUCAAAGGUGGUGGAGGUGAGGAGAUUUUUGCAGAAGAAUAAUGUAGAUGUUGUAGCUUUGGUGGAGACUAGGGUAAGAGACAAUAAUGUCAAGAAAGUUCAGACUAAACUUGGAGGUGAGUGGAAGUGGGAAAUGAACUACUCCUACUCUCCUAAAGGAAGAAUUUGGGUUGGUUGGAGACAUAGUUUGAUUACUUAUCAGGUUGUGAAUAAAACAGAUCAGUUUAUUCAUGGAGUCAUAUGCACUAAGACUGGCUUAACUACCUUUGAAUUUACUGGUGUCUAUGGACUACACACUAUAGAUCAUAGAAAGCCAUUAUGGGUUGAUUUGGUUAACACUGCAAGCAAGCCUUGGCUGCUUAUGGGGGAUUUCAAUUCUGUUUUAUAUUCUGGGGACAGGAUUAAUGGUAAUCAAGUUCAAGAUAGUGAAACAAGGGACUUUGAGGGGUGUAUUGAUGCUGCUGGUUUGGCUGAACUGAAGAGUUGUGGCCACUUCUUCUCCUGGAGUAAUAAAGGGCAAGGUGAUAUGAGAAUCAGUUCUAGAAUUGAUAGAGCUCUAGGGUUUGCUGCUUGGCAUACAGUGUUUGAUGGUGCUGUUGUGGAUUAUCUUAACCCAGGGCUUUCUGAUCAUUCUCCUCUUGUUCUCACUUGUAAUUUAGAGGAUCAUUCUAAAGGGAGGCCUUUUAGGUUCUUCAACUAUAUGGCUGAUCACCCUAGCUUUAAUCAAGUGUUUCAUGAUGGCUGGAAGGUUAAUAUACAUGGCACAGCAAUGCACCAGGUGUGGCAAAAGCUGAAAUGUGUUAAGCAGGGUUUGAAAACAUUACACAAGAAGGAGUUUGCAAGACUUGAGGAAAGAAUUGACACUAUUAGAACUGAUCUAGAUGGCAUCCAACAUCAGCUGGCUGCUACUCCCACUGACACUGAGUUACAGGUGAAUGAAAAGAAGCAGACAGAGUUGCUGAAAAAGUUUCUAGGGAUUUAG